AUGCCAACUCUCGCGCAUAAAAUCGGUUCUCUUCUCUUUUGUCCUCAUUGCGGUACUCUGCUUAGUCCUCCAAAAGAUAACGAGCAAAUCGUUAUCUGCGAACAAUGCAGCUAUGAGGAGCCAGCAUCAUGUGUAUUACCUACUCGGUCACAUCCUGAAGCAUUCCCUUCAGCACUGAGACAGAAGCGCAAGACCCAAACGAAAAUUCAUCAGGGUAAAGUCUUACCCAAGGUGUCAGAAAAAUGCCCAUCUUGCGGACAUCUGGAAGCUUAUUACGAAGAGAAACAGAUGCGCAGCGCCGACGAAGGUUCCACAAUUUUAUACACAUGUGUCUCUUGCAAACACGGCUGGCGUGUUAACAACUAG
Molecule: messenger RNA, 366 nt
Organism: Suillus paluster
Lineage: Eukaryota; Fungi; Basidiomycota; Agaricomycetes; Boletales; Suillaceae
Product: transcription factor S-II-domain-containing protein
Exons: 6
Coding region: 1-366 (121 amino acids)
Biological process (GO): DNA-templated transcription
Molecular function (GO): zinc ion binding; DNA-directed RNA polymerase activity; nucleic acid binding
Source: RefSeq, a predicted model, not a curated record